Molecule: messenger RNA, 1362 nt
Organism: Clonostachys solani
Lineage: Eukaryota; Fungi; Ascomycota; Sordariomycetes; Hypocreales; Bionectriaceae
Source: the annotation of a GenBank genome assembly
AUGGGUAAAGGAUUUAUUUUCAUUGACGGCACUAAGUCGGAUAGGUCUACGAAGAGGGCUGCCCGCAGUCAUGCGAUGAGGGAGAAGAACAUCGGGAAGACACAUCAUCGAGGCGUGAAACCAGCUCGAGGCUUGACUGGCCUGUCAACUUCGCAAGGACAUGGCGGCAGACGAGACAACGUCUUGCCAUCGCAUGGCUCUGAUUCGAUCCCUCUUUGCCAGUCGCUACCUCCGCUUCUGUCAAUGAACGUCGCGCCUUGGAGUCUCGAAGUGGCCAAGACAUAUUUCACAUCUGUUUUAAUGGCCGUGUAUCCCUCGAAGCUCUGCCUCUCACUAGACCGUAUCAAGUCAUACUGGAUCCGCAUCAUGUUUUUAGAUCAGACAUCCUACCACUGCUCCCUUGCUUUGAUGUCUAUCUUAAACGCUUUCGUUUUUGGCAAGGAGCCCGUGUCAUGGGAAGCCACGUACCACCUAGGUCAAGCUGUGGCCCUCGUGAAUGAGAAACUUGAUACGCCAGACGCCUUGUCGAAUUCGAACCUGGCAGUGGUCAAUUUCCUUGUUAUACGAGAUAUGUUCAAAGAGGACGAAGCCAGCGCAAAGAUACAUCUACGAGGUCUGCACAAGAUGCUGGAACUGCGCGGUGGCCUCUGCAUGGUAGAGGACCGUACCCUGGCUUUGAAAUUAGCCAAAACCGACAUCGAUUUUGCACUUCACUACGGGGCGUCAGUUGUUUUAUUUCGGGAUCGCAUGGCCCAGGCUGCCCAGAAGUUGGGCAUGCCUACAUGUAGCCUUGUCGGCGGGAGCUCUGUCUUCUCUACGCCAUGCUCGGCAGAGUCAAGCCCGGAUCUCCAGAAAAUAAUUCAGGAUGUCAAUAGUCUUGCGUUUUGGUUCAAUAAUGACGACACCUGCGACGCUGACCCGGAUGAUCUGCAAGAGAUCAUUGUAUCAGUGGGAUACCGUCUGGUUCGAUUUCACUCGUUGGGCAGUCCUCCCAUGGAAGGUUAUCCGAACUCGGUAUAUCACAUUGGCCUGAUCGCUUUUCUAACUACACUAUUCCUGCAAACCGGAGGCAGAAGAUUUCUAAAAUAUCACCUUGUUGCUCGGCGUUUACGGGACAUCGUCAACCGGGGACAAAGUGAGCCGGACAAGAGGCCUCUAUUAUGGCUACUCUUCAUUGGUGGAAUAUCAGUAUUGGAAGAAUCAGAUCAGCCAUGGCUACUACAGCGUAUAAACGAAAUUACUCAGCUGUUAGCUAUUGAGAGCUGGACGCACAUGGAGAGCAUCCUGUGCCGCUUUCCGUGGAUUCACCACAUGCAUACUGAGCUUUCUAGACAUCUAUGGGAGUUAGUAGUCUUAAUAUGA